Marasmius oreades (fairy-ring Marasmius) is the source of this 1939-nucleotide messenger RNA. RefSeq lists its product as uncharacterized. Gene Ontology annotation, biological process: carbohydrate transport; transmembrane transport. NCBI's taxonomy places the organism in Eukaryota, Fungi, Basidiomycota, Agaricomycetes, Agaricales, Marasmiaceae. The transcript has 11 exons. Gene Ontology annotation, molecular function: carbohydrate:proton symporter activity. Gene Ontology annotation, cellular component: membrane. The record is from RefSeq and is a predicted model, not a curated record. The coding region runs from base 97 to 1665 and encodes 522 amino acids.
AAAAACUAUAAAAAUGGUCACUCUAUCUAGAUUCGCACUGUCGGUGCCUUUCCUUCCUUCCUCUAACUGCUCUUUUACCCAAUUCAUUAAGCAGUCAUGCCUGGAGGUGCAAUUGCCGUUGGAGAUGGUAUUGGUGCCAAUGCUCCCAAAAACAGAUUUGCGGGAAUUUUGAUGACCGCGUUUGCAGCGUUUGGAGGGAUCCUAUUCGGAUACGACACUGGAACGAUAUCUGGAAUCAAGGUGAUGCCGGACUGGUUGCGUACGUUUGGCCAUCCAACGCCCGAUGACCCGAAAUUACCGUAUAAUAUCACCACGAGCCAGGAAUCCUUGGUUGUCUCAAUUCUGUCUGCCGGCACGUUCGUUGGUGCUCUCCUUGCUGCACCUAUGGCAGAUUAUGUUGGUCGUAAAUGGGGUAUCGUCGCAUCUUGUUUGGUGUUCUCUAUCGGUGUUGCGAUGCAGACUGCAUCAACCGCAAUACCGCUAUUCGUCGUCGGACGAGUUUUUGCUGGACUUGGUGUCGGUCUUGUGUCUUGCUUGGUUCCCAUGUAUCAGUCUGAAUGUUCACCGAAAUGGAUUCGUGGAGCUGUUGUCUCUCUGUACCAAUGGGCAAUUACUAUUGGCCUCUUGUUGGCGGCUAUUGUCAACAAUGCUACUCAAAACCGAGACGACCAUUCAUCAUACCGGAUUCCGAUAGCUAUUCAAUUCAUAUGGGCUGCCGUACUUGCUGGGGGAAUGGCAUUUCUUCCUGAGUCUCCUCGUUGGCUCAUCAAGAGAGGACGACUUGAUGCUGCUGCUGCUGCAAUGUCUCGUUUGACUGGCGCAUCUCCAAACGAUCCUUUUGUUCAGGAAGAGAUACGGCUUAUCGCGGACAACUUGGAAGCCGAGAGGGCACUUGGAGAAAGUUCCUACCUUGACUGUUUCAGGCCAAGUUCAAACAAAAUUGCAUUCCGAACUUGGACUGGUCUUGCUAUCCAAGGAUGGCAACAACUCACUGGAAUCAACUUCAUCUUCUACUAUGGCACAACGUUCUUCCAAGCAUCUGGUAUUAAGGAUCCCUUCCUGAUCACCAUCGCCACAAAUGUGGUGAACGUAGGGAUGACUCUUCCUGGCAUUUACGGUGUUGAGAAAUUUGGAAGGCGUAGUCUGCUCAUAUGGGGUGCUGUUGGCAUGUGUGUCUGUGAAUUCAUUGUCGCUAUUGUUGGUGUCACCGUCUCCGGCGACAACAUCGCUGGCCAGAAAGUCUUGAUCGCGUUCGUUUGCAUUUACAUCGCUUUCUUCGCUAGUACAUGGGGACCAAUUGCUUGGGUUAUCACAGGAGAAAUAUUCCCUCUGCAAGUCCGUGCCAAGGCUAUGUCCAUGUCUACUGCUAGUAACUGGUUAUGGAACUUCGGCAUCGGGUAUGCGACCCCUUUCCUUGUCAACACUGGAGCGGGAAAUGCGGAUCUCCAAGUAAAAGUAUUCUUCAUUUGGGGCUCUACAUGUGCCUGUUGUAUCUUGUUCACACUCUUCUGCAUUCCUGAAACGAAAGGACUGUCUUUGGAACAGAUUGAUCUGAUGUACCAAAACAGUACUCCAUUAACUUCUCACAAGUACCGAGCACGAUUGUUCGCCGGCGAGGAAGUCGGCAAGGGCCACCACGACGAGGGAUCCGAAGAAAAAGUUUGAUUUUUCUUUUUCGGGAACAACGUGGUUCUUCGAGUUCUGUACCUGUAACUUCGUACUUAGUGUCCCAGUUUUGUUACGAUUUGCUUCGUUCACGUAUAUAUGUCCAGUUAAUAUGUGCACCACUUUUCGGUCGAGUAACAUCUACAUCUGCAUUCAAUUCACCUGACACGUUUAGGAACCACUCACCACGUUAUCGCCGCUUUGUAUGUAGACAGGGGCGUUCUUCGUUCUGUAAAAGUUACCAAAUGUGAGUGAAGGCUUUGCUACAAGUCCC